UGUGAUAAGGCUGUGUGGCCACUGCCACAUCGUCCGCUGCAGGUGGCGUUGGUGUGCUUGAGCAACCAGAACUGGAGCAUGGAGGUGCACAACAUUCUCAGCAAACGGGGAUUCCGCGUCCAGUCCUUUGGAACAGGGACUCACGUGAAGCUUCCAGGACCAGCUGCAGACAAGCCCAAUGUUUAUGAUUUCAGAAUCCCAUAUGACAGGACGUACAAUGAUCUUCUUAGGAAAGACAAGGAACUCUAUACACAAAAUGUCAUUUUGCAUAUGCUAGACAGAAACAAGAGAAUCAAGUCCCGGCCAGAAAGGCUCCAGAACUGCACAGACCUGUUUGAUCUGAUCCUCACUUGCCAAGAGAGAGUGUACGACCAGGUGGUGGAAGAUCUGAAUUCCAGAGAACAGGAGACCUGCCACCCAGUGCACGUGAUCAAUGUGGACAUCCAGGACAAGCACAAGGAGGCCACCCUGGGGGCAUUUCGCAUCUGUGAGCUCUGCCAGUGUAUCCAGCACACGGAGGACAUGGAGAACCAGAUUAAUGAGCUGCUGCAGGAGUUUGAGGAGAGGAGCGGGCUUACCUUCCUGCACAGUGUGCUUCUACUGAGCAUGGAGCCCUCCUGGGCCACCUUCUCCAGCUUCCUUUUGUUCAUACUUUCUCCUCCCUGACGUUUGUUUUUACUUAUAGGUGUUCUGCUGGUGACGGUAGCGUUACCCAGAUAAACUGUGCAUAUGAAACGGGAGGAGAUGUCUAAAUGCCACAUUAAAGCAAUCAAGUUUUUUCCUUCCCACUUUUAGAGCAGGAUAUUGAUGGUAGUAUUUUUCUUUAACCAAAAUGGAAAGACAGCAGUUUGUGUUCACUUCCCUGCCUCCGGGCACCCCCUCCCUCCCUCCUCCCCACCUGGCCAGACCGCACAGACUCCGCUGCCACCAUGUUAGGAAUGACCUGGAAUUGUCCAAUAAAUAAAUGCUGCUGUCAAAA
Molecule: messenger RNA, 979 nt
Organism: Cebus imitator (Panamanian white-faced capuchin)
Lineage: Eukaryota; Metazoa; Chordata; Mammalia; Primates; Cebidae
Product: RNA polymerase II subunit A C-terminal domain phosphatase SSU72-like
Exons: 1
Biological process (GO): termination of RNA polymerase II transcription
Cellular component (GO): mRNA cleavage and polyadenylation specificity factor complex; nucleus
Molecular function (GO): RNA polymerase II CTD heptapeptide repeat phosphatase activity
Source: RefSeq, a predicted model, not a curated record